Molecule: messenger RNA, 4947 nt
Organism: Xyrichtys novacula (pearly razorfish)
Lineage: Eukaryota; Metazoa; Chordata; Actinopteri; Labriformes; Labridae
Source: the annotation of a GenBank genome assembly
AUGAUAUCACCAACUACAACUGAACCUCCAACUACAACUGAACCUCCAACCACAACAUCAACUACAACAAUACCACCAACUACAACUGAACCUCCAACCACAACAUCAACUACAACAAUACCACCAACUACAACUGAACCUCAAACAUCAACUACAACAAUACCACCAACUACAACUGAACUUCCAACCACAAAAUCAACUACAACAAUACCACCAACUACAACUGAACCUCCAACAACAACGUCAACUACAACAAUACCACCAACUACAACUGAACUUCCAACCACAAAAUCAACUACAACAAUACCACCAACUACAACUGAACCUCCAACCACAACAUCAACUACAACAAGAACGUCAACUACAACUGAACCUCCGACCACAAUCAUACCAUCAACUACAACUGAAACAACUGAACCUCCAACCACAACAAGACAGUCAACUGCAACUGAACCUACAACCACAACAUCGAUAACAACUAAACCUCCAACCACAACAUCAAUAACAACUGAAUCUUCAAUCACAACAAGACCGCCGACUACAACUGAACCUCCAACCACAAUAAUACCACCAACUACAACUGAAUCUCCAACCACAAUGAUAUCACCAACUACAACUGAACCUCCAACUACAACUGAACCUCCAACCACAACAUCAACUACAACAAUACCACCAACUACAACUGAACCUCCAACCACAAUUAUACCAUCAACUACAACUGAACCUACAACCACAAUUAUACCACCAACUACAGUUGAACCUACAACCACAACAAGACCACCAACUACAACUGAACCUCCAACCACAACAAGACCAUCAACUACAACUGAAACAACUGAACCUCCAACCACAACAAGAAAGUCAACUGCAACUGAACCUACAACCACAACAAGACCAUCAACUACAACUAAACCUCCAACCACAACAUCAGUAACAACUGAAUCUUCAACCACAACAAGACCGCCGACUACAACUGAACCUCCAACCACAAUGAUACCAUCAACUACAACUGGACCUCCGACCACAAUGAUACCAUCAACUACAACUGAACCUCCAACUACAACAUUGACUACAACUGAACCUCCAACUACAACAUCGACUACAACUGAACCCCCAACCUCAACAAGACCACCAACUUCAACUGAAACAACUGAACCUCCAACCACAACAAAACCACCACCUUGUGCAUGUAGAGAUCUGAAGAGGAAAACAAGCUGGUCUUGCAAUGACUCAUGGGCAGAGGACUGCUACAAUAAGGUCUGUAAAAACGGGGCGAUAGAGCUGACUCCCGUUGAUUGUCCUGAGGUGACUAUGCCGAACUGUCCCAGAGGGCAAGUCACGAAGGUCUCAGAUGGAUGCUGUGAAACAUGGAAGUGUGACUGUAAGUGGACCUCUUAUUGUCUUUUACUUUAAUCUAUCACUGCUCCUGUUCAUUGUUGUAUGUUUGUCCCCACAGGCCGCUGUGAUUUAUAUGGAGACCCCCACUACAUCACUUUCCAAGGGGUAACCUUUGACUUUUUGGAUGAAUGCACCUACGUUCUAGUAGAGGAGCGGUCGCCACAUCAUCACCUGACCAUCGCAGUGGACAACUUCCAGUGUGUGCCGGGGCUCGAAGGCUCCUGCGUUAAAGGCGUCAUCUUAAAUUAUCAGAACAGUACAGCUACACUAAAUAUCGAUCUGUCUACGUCUUCAGUAAAGGUGAAGGAAAAUACAGUAGCUCUUUCAUAGAUUUCUCGUUCCUCAGAUUACUCAUGUGAUGGUUGUUUUUUUACUUGUCUACUCUAUCACAGGCCACUCUCAAUAACAUGAUGAUAUAUCCACCAUAUGAGGAACACAGGUGGAGGUUUGAGGUCACAGGAUACACCGUGGCCAUCUACCUACCAGAGAUCCGCUCUUAUGUUGCUCUCAGUCCAACGUAUAACCUGGUGAUCAAUCUGGCCAUGGAGCACUUCUUCAACAACACUCAAGGACAAUGUGGUGGGUUAAGAGAAACUGUGCAAAAAAAAAAAGCUGUAAAAUCAUUGAGACUGACUGCUGACCAAAUGUUACUUUCAGCUUUUGCCCACUAGAGGGCAGAAAAAGACAACAAUCCUAAAGGAACUGUAUAUAAAUGUGGAUGUUUUUACCUUCCUACGCAAACAGGAGGCAGAGAAAAAUCCCACCAAUGGGAUGUUUGGCAUAAAAAAAGCAAACUUAAAAGUGUUUUAAGUGGCUGAAACCUGUAAAAAGGGUUAAUUUUAGGUUGAUUUGAGUUGAGUUGAGCCUCCUCCGCUCCUCUUCUUUCUCUCGAGGUGUGUGUGGUGUUGGAUCCUGCAUACGUAAAGGAGGGCAGAUAGAGGAUGACUCCUGCUGUGAAAAGACAUCCUAUGAUUGGGUGUACACUAACCCACUGAAGCCGGCCUGUCUCUCUGCACCGAGGGAUGUCCCUUGCCACUCUCCGACUACUAUCCGCCCCACUAACACACCAACCUCCACCACCCCUUGCCCUGAGAGCCAACUGUGUGAGCUGCUACACCACCCGUAAGUUUUCAUGUCUUGUUUUUGCAUAUGUGUGAUAUUCUUGUAUUUUAUGAUUUUAAAAACAACCUAAUCUGUUUCUACAGAGUCUUUCUAGAGUGCGGCAAGUAUGUGGAUCUGACCAUAAAAAAGAAGGCCUGCGAGUUUGACUCAUGCAGGACUGGUGUUUGCUCCGCACUCGAGCAGGCUGCGCAGGAGUGCAAGAGAGCUGAUUUCUGUGUUGAAUGGAGAAAUUUGACUGAUGGAAACUGUGGUAUGAACCUUCUGCUCACUUGAGUUUUCUUCUACUACGUUUUUAGAGCCGACCUGACUAAAAAAAGCUGAUAUUGUUGUUUCAGACUGGUCCUGUCCAGAAGGACUCAUUUACAGAGAGUGUCAGAACAAGCUGGAUGACUUCUGCUUUGGAGGGUUUGUCCAGUUCAUCAAUAUCCUCCUGGUUUUGUGACAUUUAUUACCACUUUGCAUAGUCCAAACUGUUUUACAGUUUUUAUGCAUGUUCUGGUUUGGCUUCACAGAGUGCAGCAUCCAGGAGCCUCCAUCAGGAGCAACAGCGCUGGCUGUUUUUGCCCCCGUAGCCUGAUGAGAGCAGGAAACCACUCAAACAUCUGUGUAUCGGAGUGUCCCUGUGAGUAUCACAACCUGGGAGGCUGUCACCGAACAUCCACAGAGCAGCUUUUUCAGGUUUUUAUGGUCUGAAAAAGUGCUGAUAAAAAGUUUUUUCUUCCAACUUAGCUUGUAAAGGACCACUUGGUGAGCCAAAACUGGUAAGGGACCCUUUUUUAAGAGCCAAAGCAUGUGCCCAUUUUUCCUUUUCUUGUCUGAAUUUUACAUGUCUCUCAGCCUGGAGAGGUGUGGCGGUCUGGAUGUCACCUGUGUACAUGCAACAACCAAACUCAGACAGAGGAUUGUUCUCUGAAACCUCUCAAUCCCCCUCCCACCUGUGGCCCAAAUGCUGAAUUAGUCAACACUUCCUGUUGUGGUGAUCUGACAUGCGGUAAGUCCACAUUUACAUUUGAAAUAGUUGUAAAAUAGCUCAUAAAUUUGGUCUUUUGUCUUUGGUUGUUUUUAAUUCCCAUGUUGUAUUUCAGUUGAGAAGACAUGCACACAUAAUGGACGAACAUAUAAGGUAUGUUGUUCAUGUCUUAUCUCAGAAAAGUGUCUUUUUAGUCAUUUUGAGUCCUAAAUCUGUCUUUUUUUUACAGGUGGGAGACAGAUGGAAGGAUGUCCACCAUCCCUGCAUGUCAUUCACUUGUGACAAAGACGGUAUCCAGUCCGAGACCAAAGUCUGUCCUACAGAAACCUGUCAGGAGGUACUGAACAGCUGAUUCCAACUCUCAGCAUCUAAAACUCUAAAUCUUGAAAAACUGCAGUGUGUGUUUUUUAAAGCUCUUGUGAGGAACUUUGAAUUAGUGUCAGCUUUGGUGCCCCCCUGUGGACAGAGCAGUAUUUGCUAAUAACAACAAAUCUCUUCCUGUUGGUUUUUGACAGUCAAAUGUCUCUUUCAUUGUGAAUAUAAAGUGAGAAUUGUAAAAUAGGAGUGUGUCCACAGCUGCAAGGCUUGGAUUUAACCCCUCACAUGGGUAUCAAACAAAAAAAUUAGUUGUUUAUCAUUGCUUUUUUUUGUUAUUGUCAUCAUUUUAAGGCAUCACUGUGAAUUUCAGUCAAUUUCAUUAACAUGAAAGACUCCUCACAGUAGCUUUAAGUGUUUUCUUAGCACAGUCCAGAGCUUUUCUCUGAAACUUAUCGCAUAAAUUGUAAAUAACUUUCACAAAAGCAGAAAAACUUUCCAAAAUGAACGAUCCAAACAAGAACUAACAUUGAGGACUUUUGAUAUACUCAACAGGAGGACAGAGUUUGGGACGAUCAACACUGCUGCUUCACAUGUGAGUCAAGUCACAAAGCGCCAUAUCAGCCUAAUCAUCGCUUUCAUGAUCCUUUAGUAUUUUACGUUUAAUAUCUUUUCUUUAAAAUUUAAUCAUUUGUUGUCUGUGUUGAUCUCACCCUCAUGAAUCUGCUCUGUCUCUAGGUAAACAAAGUUGUGUCCCAAAGGUGACCAGCAUCAGCAUCACCAUAGACAACUGCACCGCCGUCAUAGAGAUGCCUGUGUGUCAGGGCCAGUGUGUUUCACAGCCCUGGUAAGAGGAAAAAUACCAGAUACUGAUUGGUUGGCAUGGAUACAGUCAAAUUUGACACACUUUUAAGUAUUGUUUUUAAUCUCCCCUCCCUCUCCUCUGCCUCUCUGCACACUGCACCAGGGUUGUGUUUCACGGUGACCUGCAGGUGGAGCAGGAGUACCAGUGCUGUCAGGAGCAGAGUUCAGAGAGGAGAAUGGUGACCCUGCAGUGCUUCGACCGCCGUGCCAGACAAUAUGCCUACAAACACGUCACCAGCUGUGAGUGCAGAGCCUGCGGCAUGUUGAGCGAAAAAUGA